AGCCAACAACCCCGGCUGUGACGGAUGUGCACUUUCGGGUCAUGCGCGUUGCAGCGUGAUCAAUACAAGAGAGACAACAGUCGGCUCUGUAACGACCGCGCGUUGUACUACAUACUCUGGGCGUCUUGCUGGAGAUAGACCGGUGAGUUGUUGUUGGACCUUAUCUCGCCAGGAGCGUUUCAAAAAAUAGAACGGAAAUAGAGUGUACCGUAGAUGAUUUUCUUGCUCUGUGUGUAGUGCGAAUUGAAAGUGACGCAACUGAGAGCAGCGGUUCGGUCGUCUUUUAUCUGCCACCGAAUGUGAGAUAAGAAGAGUGUCAGCGGCUCGGGAAUUUUUGAGGAGAUCCCCCCUGUUGGUGGUGGUGGUGGUGCGGGAUCAGCCCAGCUGUGCGUAUACGAAAAAGCUCACGGGGGUUGCUGCUGGCACUUGGGUGAACGUCAAAGAUGGCCGACGAUGACGACUAUCAACUUGAACCACCGCCACUUUCGGCCUGGGCAGCAACUGUCGGUCUAAAACGAGGUUCCAGGGCAGCGGACACGCCAUCUCGAGUCGGUAGAGUAACGCAGCGUGAUUCCAAUUCUAACCCCAUCAGUCCCGUUCCAACUGGACCGGAGGAGGAGGCGGAGGAAGAAGAGGAGGAAGAAGAAGAAGAGGUGGUAGAGGAGACUGCGACAAGCUUGGACCACUGUCAGAGUGAGUCGUACCAUUGGUGUGAGGAGGACGAUCUAACGAGCAGUGAAGCGGCCACCACAUCGACGGACAAGACGAUCGGUUCGUCGGGCGAUCCCGAUCCCCACUCGGCCGAGGAAUACGCCGAAAUGGCCAAAAAAGUGGAUUUGAAUCUCGCCCACAUCGACAUGGAAAACUUCAAGUCGGCCGAUCUCUUCCAGUCGGAACAAAUUCGCUCGCUUCUCAUCGAGUACAACCGGCCUAUCUUGUGCAGCCAGUCGCAACUAUCGCAGGACGAUUGCAGUUUGACUGAUUGUGGAUCCUUGUGUAAAUCGGGGCCGCUGUUCUCUCCUCAGCGGGCUGUUCCUGGCGUUUGUGGAGUAGGUGGAGGCAAAGGAAUCAGCCCGUCAGAUUGCAGCAUAGAUUCGUUGAAUAUGGCGGAACGUGACGAAUGUUGGCUACUAGAAGAGGCCGGAGACGGUGCCAGCCAACUUCUCUGUCGCACCAACAUGACCAACUACACAUUAGCUUGGAGUUCUUCUGCAUCCGGAACUGAUCAGGAUCUCGAUUAUAAUGAACCCGGAACGAGUAGCUCGGGAUCGGAGCAGAGUCACUGGUCGUCCUCUGGAAGCGGCGGCAGAGUAGCACCACCCAUUCCACCUUGGCCAAUCACUUCCCGCCAGCAGCAAUUUACAGGAUUGAGAAACGAUCCUACACCCCGGAAAUUGCAAUGCUGGGCACCACCUCAAUCCAGCAUCCAUAAACAACCGACACCAACCAAACCCAACAUGAAGAAAUCGACGACGGAGCAACAACUGCAGAAAUCGCACAAAGAAGAUGCCCAGCAGCCAGAAAUUCGUUCGACGGAAUUGACGAAUUUCCAGUCGAUCGGCAAGUCGGAAGACAGUCCCAGUUUGUCAGACAUGGAUAACGGUAACGGCAAAGCGACGCCCAAGGAUAAUCGAACCAGACAGCGGCCAGUCUUCACCAAAACGGAAUCGAAAGCCACGACUCCUCCGGCCGGCCUGUCUCUGUUGCAAAUCUACAUGCGGCAGAGAUCGCAAACGAGCAUGGAACGCGAAAGCAACAAGAAAUCGGAUGACGUGAUUGCUUCCGGCGGAGGAGAAGGCUGGGUGGAAGACUACCCUAGCAGCGCGGAUGAGAAACUCGGCCUGGAAUCGAUUUGCAGCUCUUUGGCGGAUGAGGAUGAAGAUGAUGAUGACAGUGAGGAGGAGGACGACAGUGAGGAGGAGGAUGACGAAGAUGAUUUGUGCCAAAAUAAUCGUUCGUUGACAUUGACGGAUGUAAGUGACAUCGAGCAAACAUCGAUCCAGAUCGAUGCCGUUCCGUUCAAUACCACAGCAGCCACGUCGAGCUUGGACAAACUCAUUGCCAAAAUCAAGCCGUUUGAAUUGGGACUGUCGCCAGCCUCCAUCGAAGAGCACUGGAACUUUGAGAGCCGGAUGAGACUGGCCGCCCCGAUUCCAGCCGAAGCCUCCAGCACUUUGGUGGACAAGGGCUGCCAAGUCGCCAUCAAUCCAGCCACGUCGGCUACCCAGGAGGAAAGUACUUUGACGGAUCCCAUCAAACCUCAGGCCUACCUUAUCUUCCCCAGUUACAGUCUGCCGGAUUUGAGUUUUCUCAAGAAACACGACUACACCUGGAUUGGCGACGUGCUCCUCUCACCUCAGAACUUGCCCGCGCGCAAACCGGAACCCAUCGUCAGGCAACACACCCAGCAGUCGUUUGACGACCUGAAACGUCGCCAAAUGGGUCACGUCAAAGAUUGGGAAUCGUUGAAGAUAUUACUGCCGGAAGAGAUCCGGCAGCAGAUCAACAACAUCAAACCGUCGCCCGUCAACCGCAAUAGCCGACCAAGACCAAAGAGUUGCGAGCAAACUGUUAUCCUGCGCAAUGCCAAGAAAACGUCGCCCAGGCCGGCCACUUGCCGAGGUUCGGUCGCAUGGCCGGAUGCCACCGCUGGAUACAUGUUGCCAACAGUCCCGCAAUCUCCUCCAGGUGGAGCAGAUGGCGGACCUCCACCCCUACCAAAGCGAACGGCCUCUCUGCCACAUAGUCCAGCAGCUGUCCGGCAACGACGCAAUGUCGCACUUUCGACGGAAUCGGUCAAAUCAGCAGUCAGCAAACGAGCAGCCAAUACCUCGCCAACUGGACCGGCCAGCAAAGCGGCCUUUGGUUACACCAUGCGCAAAACUGUUAGUUUCGGAGAACAUUUAAGCGGAGGCUUUUUGAAAAUGUCCAACCAGAGACGACCUUUGUCACUGUCUCACUGGUCAGGUGGCGGAUCAUUGGAUAUGAACUCACCGGGGGAAGAAGAUGUUGCAGUUAAUUUAGAACAAAAACAAGAACUCGUGAAAGCCGUUUCGGUAGCCUGUGCUCAGUUGUGCAAAAUCAUGAAUCAACCCAUUAACAUAAGCGAUGAAGAUAGCUGCACCAAUCACUCCAAGUCGGUAGCCAGAUGUCUGACUAGUCAACUCAGUCCGGCAAUCUACCAAUUAUUGUCGGAUGGUCUUCUACCCAACGUCAACACCUUUUUCGGCCAGGUCAACAACUCUGUCUGGAGGGUAGUCGAAGCUUCCGUCAAGAAAGGUCCUGGAUUGCCAUGGAUCGAGGAAUUAGUCUUUUGUCUCAACAGUGAAGAGAGUUUACCCGAAGGACCCGUCAGAUUUGGAGUUUUCAUCACCGAACUUGUCAAUAUGGGAGGUUUGGAUUGGUGGCUGGAUAAUCUGUCGGCUAAGGAGACGAUCCUUCGUCGGCACUACGCCCCUCACGGUUUCCUCUACUUGUGUCACACAUCCACUCGACCACUGAUGGACGAGCUGCAGAGUUAUCUGCGACCUUUGGCUGCGUUACCAUUCGAUAACACUCUGCCUUUGCCACCGCCCAAAAAGCUGGUGGUAACUAGUCCUGGCAACAAACAGGCUACGAGUGCUGGUGUCACGAGUCCGGCGGCCAGCAAGCCGUCGACGCCUACGAAAACCAUUUUGAAAUCUCCGACACGAUCAAAGACCCAGCGACCGAUGUCUUACGUCCAAAACAGUCCCAGUAAGAUGAGCCCGAAGCCACUCUACCGGCGCACUCAGUCGCAACAUUCUGGCCUGUCGCCCAAAAAGUCAAACAACGUGGCACAGCAACAGCAGCAGCAGCAGCCGGAGAACAACAGCAAAACGGAGACAAAGGUUGAAGAAUUCUCGUCGCUAAAACAAAAGUGGGAAUCACUGUGCGGUGACAGAAGGAAAGCGGGCGAAACCGCAACCGGUGGUGGUAACAAGAGUAAUAUUGCGCCAGUUAUUCCAGCUCCCGUCACGGUACCAGCGGGCGAAACGAGUCCUUUGAAAUCAAGGAUUCCGAGACCGGUUUUCCGGUUUAGCAAGUAAAAAGCUAUGGAUAUUCUCUUUUGACGUUUUGUCCACUUGUACUCUGUGUCUGUUUUACCCUUUUCACUCUCUCCUUGCUCGAUGUGACGUUUCACAAAGAAACCUAUACGUCUUACGGCAUAAAUUAUAUACAUAUUAUAUAUAUAUAAACUAAAUACGAUGCAAACCUCCCCAAAAAAUUGUUGCUUUGAUUCGUUCAUCAAGCCAAUCUCUUUCCGGUCAAAACUCAGAAGAAAUUAAUUGGAAAUUUUCUUUUUUGUCCUCCCCUGCAGAAGUGCAAAGAUUCGGUUUUCAUUUCUUUUUUUCUAUCAAUUAAGCUGGUCGAUUAAUUGUAGACGGCUCUGGAUCGCGGUAUACAUUGUUCCUGUUCAUUCACGGCCGAGUUGUGUAUGUGUACUGUCAUUACUUGUUUGCUUUCACGCGUGCAACAACAACAAAAAGAAGCAAAGAGUGAUUCAUUAAUGAAUAAGGCACAUUCUUGUAUCUUUCCUUGCUAGUCUUGUAAUUUCAAAUAUGACGGUUGAUUCUAUAGUGCCGUAAAUGUAUCUUUCUGGAAACAAAUUGCCAUUCACAUUCGGGAUCGGCCAAUAUGACACGCCGAUGUGUAUUAUUAAUAACAUAAUCUCAGUGUACACUUCAAUACAUGAUAAAAA
Molecule: messenger RNA, 4720 nt
Organism: Daphnia pulicaria
Lineage: Eukaryota; Metazoa; Arthropoda; Branchiopoda; Diplostraca; Daphniidae
Exons: 7
Coding region: 444-4067 (1207 amino acids)
Cellular component (GO): cytoplasmic vesicle
Source: RefSeq, a predicted model, not a curated record